AUGAUUGUUGCAGUUCCGUAUCUGAAAAAUCCACUAAUGACUGUUUCUAACGAUCAGAUGGGCCACGCCGAGUUACGCGUGAAACCCCAGAAGCCGAAUCGUCUUAGUGGAGAUCCUAAUUGUGAAGAAAAGAAAGAAAGUGCACGGGGAAGGGAAUUAGUGCUAGCUUACCACAAUCAUUCCGAGGCGCUAUACCUCCAGACAUUCACUCAGGCGGUCUGGACAGAAACUGACAACAAGAAGGCCACUGACAUCGGUUGGCAGCCAUAUCUUAUAGUGUUUCCAAACAGGCGCAGUAGGGAUCACGCGUCAAGGGUUGGGCAAUUAUUUGCUUACGCCACUCUGGAUUGGGCAUGGAAAACAGUGCUCUCUUCGGCCAACGAUGGUUCGGCAUACUCAACACAUGUCCCAACCAACGCAGCUUCUGGUGCUGGACGCAUUCUUCAAUGGAAGUAG
This is a messenger RNA of Opisthorchis viverrini, 456 nucleotides long. RefSeq lists its product as hypothetical. The transcript is spliced from 3 exons. Lineage: Eukaryota; Metazoa; Platyhelminthes; Trematoda; Opisthorchiida; Opisthorchiidae. The record is from RefSeq and is a predicted model, not a curated record. The coding region runs from base 1 to 456 and encodes 151 amino acids.